AACUGUGGUGACAGGCAGGUCCACGGAGUAAUAGAAGAGUUUAGACAAAAUCAGAGCAGGGUUUGGCAAUGCUGUCUGUUUGUCCACAGCCGGAGUCUGCCGAGGAGGCUCCGGAUAUGCUUCUUUAUCAUAGUCUGAAGGCAUUAUUUGGCCCUAAUUUGACCAGGACUAAAGAAAUCCUACAAUUCGACCUCGACAGCUCUCCUUUCGAUGCAGCGCAUGCGCAGAAGACACAACACAAUGGCGAAAUAGAGUCUCAUCGCAAAUUUCAUGCCCCCCGCCAUGGGCACAUGGGGUUCCUGCCCCGCAAGCGCAGCAAGAAACAAAGGGGUAAGGUACGUACAUGGCCCAAAGACGACCCCAGCCAUCCUGUCCACCUCACUGCCUUCCUGGGAUACAAGGCUGGCAUGACCCAAACCCUCAGAGAGAUCCACCGCGUUGGCCUCAAGCAAUCAAAGCGAGAGGAAGUAGAGGCUGUCACCAUCAUUGAGACUCCCCCAAUCAUCGUGAUGGGGGUUGUGGGAUACAUUCGGACUGUGCGUGGCUUGCGUACCUUUAAGACCAUCUUUGCUGAGCAUCUCAGUGACGAAUGCAAGCGCAGAUUUUACAAAAACUGGUACAAGAGCAAGAAGAAGGCCUUCACCAAAUACAGUAAGAAGUGGCAGGAGGAGACAGGAAAAAAACAGCUGGACAAGGAUUUUGCCUUGAUAAAGAAAUACUGUUCAGUCAUCAGGGUUAUUGUUCACUCCCAGAUGCGAUUGCUGCCUAUAAAGCAAAAAAAGGCCCACAUCGCGGAGGUGCAGCUAAAUGGGGGAAGCAUCUUGGACAAGGUGGAUUGGGCAAAGGAGCGUCUGGAGCAGGCUGUGCCCAUCUCUGCCGUCUUCUACCAGGAUGAGGUGAUCGAUGUCAUUGGCAUCACCAGGGGUCAUGGCUUUAAAGGUGUAACAAGUCGCUGGCACACAAAGAAGCUCCCAAGGAAGACUCACAAAGGUCUGAGGAAGGUUGCCUGUAUUGGAGCCUGGCAUCCUGCUCGUGUAAACUACACCAUAGCUCGUGCUGGUCAGAAGGGCUUUCAUCACCGUACAGAGCUCAACAAGAAGAUCUACCGUAUUGGUAGGGGUGUCCACAUCCAGGAUGGUAAGGUGAUCCGGAACAACGGUUCCACUAACUAUGACACCAGCCAGAAGACCAUUACCCCCAUGGGAGGCUUCCCACACUAUGGUGAAGUCAAUAAUGAUUUUAUCAUGGUGAAAGGAUCUGUUGUCGGACCUAAGAAACGUGUCCUCACCCUCCGAAAGUCUUUGCUUGUGCACACAUCUCGCAAAUCCAAGGAGGCUAUUGAGCUCAAGUUAAUUGACACCACUUCCAAGUUUGGUCAUGGUCGCUUCCAGACCGCCCAGGAGAAGAGGGCUUUUAUGGGGCCACUGAAGAAGGAUGCCCUGAAGAAACUGCCAGAGCCUCUGCCAGAAGAGGCCUGAAAGAACUGAUUAUGUUCUCAUGCAGUAAUACAAUAAAGUUUGUAUUCAUAGGGAAGAGGUAUACAUUUUUAAACAGUUUUUUUUACUGUUCACAAAUAAAUCCAUAAGAGCAUCUGGGUGGUUCAGAAACAACAUGCACCAGUUUAGUUGGUUUAACAGAACUCACUUAUCACAUUAUCAUUUCAAUAUUUUCCAGAUUGUUUAUCCCUACAGGCAUGACCAUGAUAAGGGAAUCAGACAAUGAAUGGAUGAAUAGUUUGUUCAAUCAGCAACUCUUUUAAAACAGUAAUCAUCACUUUCAUCACAAAACACUUUGUUUUUUGUGCUGUAAAGACAUCCAGUUUUCAGUAUUGAAUAAAAACUUUUUGGAAA
Molecule: messenger RNA, 1850 nt
Organism: Scomber scombrus (Atlantic mackerel)
Lineage: Eukaryota; Metazoa; Chordata; Actinopteri; Scombriformes; Scombridae
Product: large ribosomal subunit protein uL3-like
Exons: 10
Coding region: 69-1478 (469 amino acids)
Biological process (GO): ribosomal large subunit assembly; translation
Cellular component (GO): ribosome; cytosolic large ribosomal subunit
Molecular function (GO): RNA binding; structural constituent of ribosome
Source: RefSeq, a predicted model, not a curated record